AUGAUGAUUGAUGGCCCGUGGUGCAUUGGAGAUGACUUCAAUGUUAUUCUGGAUCCGGAAGAGAAACAGGGAGGUCGGCCUCACAGAAUGUAUAAAAGUUUAGACUUCAGCUCCUGCAUGAACAACUGUGAAGUUAAGGAUUUGGGCUAUGUUGGGCGUAAAUUCACUUGGUGCAAUAAUUGGGAGGCUAGAAGAAGAGUUUGGAAGAGGCUUGAUAGAGUCUUUGCUAAUUACUCGUGGUGCCAGCUUAUGCAAAAUAAUGUUGUCAAGCAUCUCCCAAGAACUGGUUCUGACCAUAGACCUUUACUUCUCAAGUGCUAUAAUACAAACAACAAUGGCAUUAAGUACUUCAAAUUCUUGGACUUCUGGGUGGAGCAUCCUUCCUUCAUGAACCUGGUAGAAGAUAUGUGGAACUCUAAUAUUAGUGGGAAUGCAUUGUGGAUACUUCAACAGAAACUAAAAAGACUUAGCAAAAAGCUUACACGAUGGUCUAAGGAGGAGAUUGGAAAUGUGUAUGAGCAUGUUCAACACUGGGAAGCCAAAAUGAAUGUCCUUGAAGAACUUGAUCUACAACACAAUGCUGACCUAUCUAGAGAAGAGCUUAAUAGAGGGCAAGCUGAAUACAUCAAAUAG
This is a messenger RNA of Nicotiana attenuata, 633 nucleotides long. RefSeq lists its product as uncharacterized. NCBI's taxonomy places the organism in Eukaryota, Viridiplantae, Streptophyta, Magnoliopsida, Solanales, Solanaceae. The record is from RefSeq and is a predicted model, not a curated record. The coding region runs from base 1 to 633 and encodes 210 amino acids. The transcript has a single exon.